Messenger RNA from Bipolaris oryzae ATCC 44560, 315 nucleotides. RefSeq lists its product as uncharacterized. The record is from RefSeq and is a predicted model, not a curated record. The transcript has a single exon. Bases 1 to 315 code for a protein of 104 amino acids. Lineage: Eukaryota; Fungi; Ascomycota; Dothideomycetes; Pleosporales; Pleosporaceae.
AUGGCACCCCGCACUAUUCUUAGCGCAACGCGUUCUCUCCGCACACCCAUGACCCUAUCGACGCGUCGUACCUUUGCAAUUACACAACGCAUGGGCAUUAAGGAAGAUGCCAACCGAAGCGCAGACCAGAUCGAGCAAGCCAAGCAGGACCAGCUCAAGGAACAGCAACAGGGACAGGGGCGAUGGCGCGAGGAUCUAGCCAGCUCUGGCGAAAGCAAUAUCGCCGCUGACCGGCAGCAAGUCGACAACCAUGAAGCACACAUGAAAGAGUUGCAGCAGGAAGGCAAAAAGAAGGGAGAGAAGGGGGAAAUAUAG